AUGUUCGAAAUCACUCUCUUUCAUCUUGGCGUAGUGGUCAUUGUCGUUGCCGGUCUUUUCAAGAUAUUGCGAAUUGGCAGACGUGACCCUCGUAUGCCACCAGGACCUCCAACCUUACCAUUGCUCGGGAAUCUACACCAGGUCCCCGUCACCGGACUCUACAAGCAGUUCAAGGAGUGGAGUCUGCAGUAUGGAGGAGUUUACUCCCUCAAGUUCGGCCCUCGAAAUGUGAUUGUUGUUUGUGACAAGAAGGCCAUCCAUGAGCUCUGGGACAAGAAAGGGUUAAUAUAUGCUGAACGGCCCAAGAAUUAUGUUGCCGAUAUCAUCACUUCUGGCGACAGCAUUGUGUUUGCCCCGAACACUGUAGAGACAAAGGAGAAGCGUCGGAUCGCAACCCACAAUUUCUCGCCUAGGAUCUUAGAUGAGAGUGCUGCAAAGGUGCAAGAUGCCGAGGUCACUGUCUUGACCCAUCAGCUUUUGACGGACCCCGAGAAUUUCUACAACCAUGUCCGACGGACUACUUCAUCCAUUGCAUGUAUUUUGAUCUACGGGCAUAGAGGCCCUACAUUUGAGAACUUCUGGGGUCAUGCUGUCUACGAUGCUCUCAACUUGUUUGGAGAAGCCCUCGAGCCAGGAGCAAAUCCCCCAGUCGACGAGUACCCCAUCCUGAAGCUAGUGCCAGAGCGAUUUGCAUUCUGGAAGAGACGCGCACGGACGGCUGGAAAAGGCAUGCACGACAUUUGGACAAAAGCUCGACGCCUGGUUGACGAGCGCCGUGCUAGAGGUGACCAUCGAGUGUCUCUUGCAGACAGACUCCUCAACGAGUAUAACAACAAAGGCUUCCCCAUGUCACAACACGCCUUGGACCAGCUCUUCGGAGAGUUGGUAGAAGGGGGAGCCGAGACAACCUCGUCCUCCAUGUUGACCAUGAUUCUAGCACUGGCCAAGAAUCCAUGGGUUCAAGAGAAGGCAUACAAGCAAAUGGUUGAUGUCUGCGGAAGCGAACGGAUGCCUGAGUGGUCGGACUUUUCCCGGCUGCCCUAUGUGAACUCAAUCGUGAAGGAGGGUAUGAGAUGGCGGCCGGCUGUGGCAACCGGCCUCCCUCGCAGCACUGCCGAAGAUGAUUGGUAUGAAGGCAUGUUCAUCCCCAAGGGCUCCACUGUCUUUCUUCCUAUCUGGGCUGUCCACCACAUGGAAAGAGAAGGAUACGAUGACCCGUUCAAAUUCAAUCCCGACCGAUACAUAAAUCACCACAAGUUGGCGAAUGACUAUGCAGGGAGCGCCGACUAUAAACUGAGAGAUAAAACAGGCAAAACUAUAUCUCUUGAUCCAGAGGACUACUCGAACGGCCUCUUGCACGCACCACGUCCUUUCAAAGUUAUCUUCAAGCCAAGGAGCGAGAAGCACGUUGCAGUAAUCAAGCGCGAGUAUGAGAAGUCGUUGAAGGAUCUUGCACCAUUUGAGUGA
Molecule: messenger RNA, 1467 nt
Organism: Fonsecaea pedrosoi CBS 271.37
Lineage: Eukaryota; Fungi; Ascomycota; Eurotiomycetes; Chaetothyriales; Herpotrichiellaceae
Exons: 9
Coding region: 1-1467 (488 amino acids)
Molecular function (GO): oxidoreductase activity, acting on paired donors, with incorporation or reduction of molecular oxygen; iron ion binding; monooxygenase activity
Source: RefSeq, a predicted model, not a curated record